AUGGAGCAAGCCGACGCAAACCAGAUGGAUAUUUUUGCGGACGUUGACCCGCGUCGAUUAUCGCAAAAUAGUGCCAGCGUACCAGGCGUGUCUAUGCCAAAUUUCGCGCAUCGAGAAGGAGCAUCAGUAGUACCGCCGAUGAUAAUCCAGCCGCCAUCGCAGCCUACGUCGACGCCAUCGCUAAACAAUGCGUCACCAGCCAUCAUUAGCAGCGCGGAUAGUGCAACGAUGCUGCAAAUGAUGAAUUUGCUUCAACAGCAAAUGACACAGCAGCGGCAGCUGCUUAAAGAUUUUCUUCACGCGCACAUGCCGAGCCAAUGCGCCCCACCCACCACCUUGCAGCCUGAACAAAUAAUUGAUACUCUGUCUCACCACAUUUCAGAGUUUCAAUACAACAAGGAGACUGGUAUAACCUUCAAAAGCUGGUUUUCACGCUAUCUCGACCUGUUCCAGAAGGACGCGGCAAGGAUCGACGACGCAGCCAAAGUGCGAUUGUUGCUGCGCAAACUGGGACCAUCCGAGCACGAUCGCUACUUAAGCUUCAUCAUGCCGAGCCGCCCGCCGGAUUUUUCACUCGAGCAGACUGUGGAAAAACUUACAUGCCUGUUCGACACCCAAGAAUCGCUGCUGAGCAAGCGGUUCAAAUGCUUGCAGAUCAUGAAGACGCGGACCGAGGAUCAUCUCAGCUAUGCGUGUCGAAUUAACAAGGCGUGUGUCGAGUUCGAGCUGAAGAAGUUGAACGAGGAAGAGUUCAAGUGUUUGCUGUACGUGUGCGGGUUGAAAGACGAGAUCGACGCAGACAUCAGGACGCGACUGCUAGCCCGCAUUGAGGAUAAGGCCUGCGUGACCUUGCAACAGCUUUCUUCAGAGUGCUAUCGGUUAAUCAACCUGAAAAAGGAAAGCGCAAUGAUCGAGGCACCGGUACCAGAGCGUGUUCUAGCAGUAAACACAAAAAUGCAUCGCGCACCACGUCAGUUCCAACCCAAGCGCGACAAUCCUACUACCCCUUGUUGGUCGUGCGGAGGGCUGCAUUGGAGCCGCGAUUGCCCGUACAAGCAACACCGAUGCACAACAUGUUCCCGGACGGGCCACAAAGAAGGCUAUUGCAACACCAUAAGAUCCCGUAAGCCCGGCAAACGCCCCUGGAAGCAGCGUAAAACACAAUUAAGGAUGGUGACAGUGAACGUCCAGAGUGUACAGCAACGGCGCAGAUACGUGUCACUUACGAUGAAUGGUACACCGGUUCGUAUGCAGUUGGACACGGCUUCCGACAUUACUGUGAUAAAUCAUACAACGUGGAAGCUCAUUGGCAGUCCCCAGUUAGCAGCACCAUCCGUAAUCGCUAGAACCGCCUCAGGUGCUAACCUAUCCCUGGAAGGAGAGUUUCCGUGCACUGUCGAAGUGAAUGGACAGGCAAAGCAAACCGUGAUUCGCGUCUCGAAAUCGCGUUUGUUACUUUUAGGUGCUGAUGUUAUCGACGCGUUUGCUCUAUGGUCGGUUCCGAUGGACAGUUUUUGCUGCCACGUUACAGGCCUAUGUAAAAAGGCAGGGGUUACCUUGACGCUGAAAGACAACUGCCGUCCAGUCUUUCGUCCAAAAAGACCCGUUGCAUACGCUAUGCAAGAGCCUGUAAAUCUAGAGCUUGAUAGGCUAGAAAAGUUGGGCAUAAUAACACCUGUAAAGUUUUCUGAAUGGGCAGCACCGGUAGUAGUGGUUAAGAAGGCAAACGGGAAAAUUCGGCUAUGUGGCGAUUAUUCCACUGGAUUGAACGAAGCGCUAAGACCACAUGAUUACCCGUUACCACUCCCAGAGGACAUAUUUUCAAGGCUGUCCAACUGCACCAUGUUCAGCAAAAUCGACUUAACGGACGCUUUUCUCCAAGUCGAAAUCGAUCCUCAAUACAGACCGCUACUUACCAUAAAUACGCAUAGAGGCUUGUACCACUACAACCGCCUACCGCCCGGCAUCAAAGUUGCUCCUGCUGCCUUCCAGCAACUUAUGGAUACAAUGCUCGCAGGGCUUAAGGGCGUAUCAGGAUAUCUUGACGAUAUCAUCGUAGGAGGAAGUAGCGAACACGAGCAUGACACAAAUUUGGUAGAAGUAUUACACAGGCUUCAAGAAUAUGGAUUUACGAUACGAGCCGAUAAAUGUGCUUUUAAACAGCAGAAAAUCACGUACCUUGGACACGUGAUUGAUAGCCACGGGUUACGACCAGAUCCGUCAAAAAUCGAGCUUAUAAAGAAGCUCCCUGAACCGAAAGACAUAUCCGGUGUGAGAUCAUUUCUGGGAGCAAUUAACUAUUACGGGAAGUUCAUCCCGAAUAUGAGGAAGCUGCGUUAUCCGUUAGACAAUUUGCUUAAGGCAAAUAAUUCAUUCUGCUGGACGCCAGAAUGCAAAAAGUCGUUCGCAACGUUCAAGUCUCUCCUAUCGUCCGACCUACUUCUAACGCACUAUGAUCCACGGCAGAAGAUAAUCGUUUCUGCAGACGCUUCGUCCAUCGGCCUUGGCGCAACGAUUAGCCACGUGUAUCCUGGAGGUGCAAUGCGCGUAAUUCAACAUGCUUCCCGCGCCCUCAGUGAAGCAGAGCGUCAUUACAGCCAAAUCGAUCGCGAAGGCUUGGCUAUCAUCUUCGCUGUUAAAAAGUUUCAUAAAAUGAUCUUCGGCAGGCGUUUUGUUCUUCAAACGGACCAUCGACCUCUUCUUCAUAUUUUCGGCUCAAAGAAGGCAUAGAGUAUGUACGCACCGAUGACUUCGGAAACGCUGACUUGCUUUCGCGCCUGAUCAACACACAAGCCAAACCUGAAGAAGACACCGUGAUCGCAUGCAUAGAAACAGACAU
Messenger RNA from Anopheles arabiensis, 2839 nucleotides. RefSeq lists its product as uncharacterized. NCBI's taxonomy places the organism in Eukaryota, Metazoa, Arthropoda, Insecta, Diptera, Culicidae. The record is from RefSeq and is a predicted model, not a curated record. Bases 1 to 2730 code for a protein of 909 amino acids. The transcript has 3 exons.